This is a messenger RNA of Tilletiopsis washingtonensis, 756 nucleotides long. RefSeq names its product P-loop containing nucleoside triphosphate hydrolase protein. The transcript is spliced from 4 exons. Gene Ontology annotation, cellular component: lysosomal membrane. The record is from RefSeq and is a predicted model, not a curated record. Gene Ontology annotation, molecular function: GTP binding; GTPase activity. The coding region runs from base 103 to 594 and encodes 163 amino acids. Lineage: Eukaryota; Fungi; Basidiomycota; Exobasidiomycetes; Entylomatales. Gene Ontology annotation, biological process: protein transport.
CUCCUCUUCUCGCGGCAUCUCGAGAUCUGCGUCGUCGGCCUCAAUGCCGCGGGAAAGACGUCGCUCGUCAAUGUGCUGGCGUGCGGGCAGUUUAGCUCAGAGAUGAUCCCCACGGUUGGCUUCAACAUGCGCAAGGUGCAGGCUGGUAACACGACGAUCAAGGUGUGGGACAUUGGAGGCCAAGCGCGCUUCCGCAACAUGUGGGAGCGCUACUGUCGCGGCGUCUCGGCAAUCGUCUUCGUCGUCGAUUCUUCGAUCCCUCUUCCCUCCUCCAGCACCUCCUCUUCUGGCCCCUCCACCGGCGCCGGCAGUGCGCCAAGCGAAGGCAACGACUCGGCAGCGUGGGGUGUGGCGGCGGAGGAGCUGCACGCGCUAGUGUCGCGCCCCAUGCUCGCGGGCGUGCCGCUGCUCGUGCUGGCGACGAAGAACGACGUGCAGGGCGCGGCGAGCGCCGAGGAGGUGAUUCGUGUCAUGCGGCUAGAGCAAAUUGCGGCGCGCGAAGUCUCGUGCUACUCCAUCUCCAGCAAGCGGCAGGUCAACAUUGACGUGACGCUGCGCUGGCUGUGUGCACGCAGCCCUGCGGGGGCUCGGUAGCGCACACGGGAAAGGGAAAGGUCAAAGACGUGAUGAGAAGGGGCAAGAGCUGGUCUGCAGGCUGGCCCGGGAGGACGAGAGGCAAGGGGACAUAGUUGCUACCCAGAGGGAGCGAGGAGCCGCCGCCGCGCGGGAGGGAAGGGGGGGCAAUGGAUACCUGAC